Molecule: messenger RNA, 3616 nt
Organism: Westerdykella ornata
Lineage: Eukaryota; Fungi; Ascomycota; Dothideomycetes; Pleosporales; Sporormiaceae
Exons: 2
Coding region: 485-3616 (1043 amino acids)
Source: RefSeq, a predicted model, not a curated record
CCCUCUCUAAUAAUAGCUGAAUCGCACAAUACGAAGGUUGAGUCCUACCCAGAUGGAUUAUCAGCCUUACGUCAGGAUGAAACAUGGUAACCGUCACUAGAUUCCUUCUCCUAUCCUAGUAUUUUCAUACCGGUUUCCUUCGAACAACGAAUUGGAGCACAUAGGAAGCUCUAGAGCCAGCGAGAUCUUGAACAUGGAUACAUAGCUAAGGUCUCCAUGCUGCUGGAGCACUUCUCAUAGGCGCGCGCGCUUUACGCUUUUUUUGAUAGCGGAGUUAUCCCAAGGAUCCAGCCACCUCCUCUUCCUUCCACAUGCUCACAUACCCUGUUUGGCUUCAUUGAAAAGCGAGGGGUUCCGUCAUCCCUUUAGGUCUGGGGUAAUGGAUACAAGUCUUGCUUUUCUACCAGCCAUCCUCAGGCCAGCAUCAGACUCACACUAAACCCCGUCUCCUCUACACAGACCCAGUCAAUACUCGGGGCCCGCUAUGGACGUCCAGCUCUCCUUCGACCUCGGCCAAGUCCUGACGAUGGCGCAGAAUGUCCCUGCGUCAUCCACCGUUCCAGGCAUAUCCGCCAACCUGAGCGUCAAAAACGGCUCGACCAGUCCCUCGUCGGACCCGGCACAGACCGGAUCCGUGAAUGGCUACUUUGGGCAUCCCAAACACGGCGUCUUCAUGGUCUACCAAGCGGGUACCGAACAGGGGAGCAACCAGAACUACGCAUACUUCGCCAUUUCCUCCCAGGUCCCUUUCAAUCUCACCCAGCUCCAGGUUCGCCUCGAGUUGAACAAGACGGCAAAUGCCGGCGGCGUCGUCGUGGCCGUGGAGAGCUCGAUUCGGGACGACUUCACCUCGUAUCAGACGGUCGGCACCCUCUCCCCCUCGCCGCUCACACCCGUUUUGAGCUCGACGACGGUCCCCUUGGCGCUAUACGUCCCCGUGGGCCUCACGUAUCUCCGACUUAGGGCAACGUCCACCGUUGGAGGCGACAAUACCAGCGGACUCGCGUACUCCAAUCUCGUGCUUUCGGGAUCUCUCGUGUCGGCACUUGGUAGUGGGCUCACUUCUCCGGCUCCCAUCGAUCCGCAAACCACUCAAGCGCCGUCCACGACUGGCUCCUUCAUCAUUGGUUACGAUCUCGCGCAUACCGCGGACUUCGCGCAGCGCGUCGGUGUGAUCGGGGUUGCAACGCAUGGAGUCGCUAGUAUCCUAGGCACCAAUGCCCCUACGCCGACGGAUGCAGAGGUGGAGCAGCACGCUCCAUUUUCGUCGGUGGGCGUAAGCGACGACGGACAAAAGGCAUUCCGUCUGUUCAACUUCGGGACUCAACGAGGCGCGAGUCAGAAUUACUUGUGGGCACUGGUGUCCAACAAACUUCCCCUGAUUAUCCAGGGUAUCGCCCUCUCGUUCACUCCCAGCGUAGCCGGAUCUUCCGCCAUCUCGUUGGCGGCGGCGACCAUGGACGGGCCCGAGUCGGGCGUCACCAUCAUCUCUCCAAACACGCUGGCCCUGGCCGUCGAGGCAUCUGUGACGGCAGACUUCCAAAACCCCGUCACCCUGGGUUCUGUGUCAACGUCAUUUGGAAGCGGCCCGACCAGCACUGUUGUCGAGACGACGGCCCUUCUCCCUAGGGGUUCUUCGUUCAUUCGCCUUCGCGCCAUGACGCCGACGCCGACAGGAAAUGCGACGGAUCACAUUGCCUUCACGAGCAUUUCCAUCAACUGCGCACCUGUGCAAGAUGCCUGGCAGCAGGUCGGGGCCGGACCUGUGCGCGGCGUGCUGACGUACUCGAACAUGUUGUUUUCGGUGAGCGACGCGGACGGCACCAUCUGGCAGUAUUCGGGGCAGCCCGAUAGCUGGACCCGAAUCGGUGAUGCCGCGGAUCAGUUUGUGGGCUGCGACGGGGGCUUGUACUCCCUCAGCAACUCGGAAGCAGCCGGAGCCAGUUCGGCAAUCAAGCAAUGGAACCAGCUCAACGGCCAGUGGGAUGACAUCGGGCCCACCACGCCUGAAUGGAAGUUGAACUACCUGUUGACGGGAUUCAACACCCUCUUCGGUGUAGACGGCACCAACGGCCUCUGGAUCUGCGUCGGCCCCACGGCCUGGGUCCGCCUAGGCGGCCCCUUCAGCAAGGUCGUUGCGACUGACCAGUAUUGCUUCGCCAUGGCGUCCGACGACGACCAGCAAUUGGUCCAGAUGCUUCCAGUCCAAGGCUCAACGCAGUGGACCACCAUCGGCGGCCCCUCUGGCAUGUCGUCGCUCCUCGCCGCGGGUAACGCGCUCUACGCCCUCGACGGCAAGGGAGCCGUCUUCCGCUGGUCGGGACAGGGCACGGCCUGGACGCUGAUUGACCAGGGGCCCUUCCAGCGGCUCGCGCUCGACGGCGACAGCGUGGGACUGCUGGGCAUCACGGCCGAUGGCCUUGCUGUCCUGCAGCUCGUGGGUGACGGGAGCGGGAGCGGGAGCGGGAGUGGGGGCGGGCCGCUGCUGCGGUGGGACUUUAUGGGCCAGAACAUGACGACAUUAUGCGCCAACCGGCUCUGGGUGGCAGGGGUGCGGGAUGGGGGUGUGUUCCUCUACUUCCGGCCGCAGCAGCAGGAGAGUGGAGGUGGAGCACGCCCGACUAUGACCGCGCUGUCCGUGUCCGCAGCACCAGCACCAGCACCAGCACCGCCGAGCGCCCAGCCGCCGCAGCUUGGUUUGAAUUGGAUUUUCCGGUACCACACGGCCGACCUGAUAUUCGCGGGUUACGACGGGACCAUUAAUGUAACCCUGCGGGCGGGAGACAAGUCUGUGUCCACGGCACUUCCCGCCCAACACUACGUGCGCAAUGAGACGACGGUAGUUGGACUCGUGAUCACGGGCCUGCCCCCCGGCGACGUCGCGCCCCUCAGCACGCUUUCACUCAUCGGCAUCAAUUCCUUCAACCCCUGGUACACGGACCACUGGACCGUGGAAACCAUGGAGGCGUGGGACCUCGAGUCCAACACCAUGUACGAGUUCCCCAUCCGAGGCGACGUGCCUGCCCUGGAACUGAAUGCCGGGCGCGAUACCCGUCCUCUCGUUGUGGCGCCGAGCCUGACCACAACGGUGCCCAGGCCGCCGACUUAUGGGCGGGUGCUGAUCUGGAAGUUCUUGGGCCUGAAGAGCGCCGUGGGCCAUGCGUCUAUUACGCUUCCAGACCCGGAUGGCGGUCCCGAUCUCUACAUCAGCUGGUGGCCGUCGAACGCGGACCGCAAGUACCUCCCCUUUGUGCGGCUGACGUACACGGCUCCGGCGAACAACAACCAAACGUGGGAGAACGAUAGCACGUGGGAGAGGUCCGAUCCGGAAUUUGUGCUUCCCGUGUUCGGGCUCGACGGAAGUGCGGUGAAGAAUUGGUGGAAGGGGUUUAAUGUCCCUGGGGCGACGUGGAACGCGGCGAGCAUGAACUGCUCCACCGUCGUGUACCUGGCGCUGCUGAACGGCGGCGUCAUUCCGGAAGACUUGAAAGGGAGGCUCGCCUACCUUGGCCCCUGGACACCGAAUUUGAUCAUGGAGUUGACCAUGGCACUCGUGACGAAGAAGUACCCGGCUUGGGCUACCACGGGCCCGUUUGGGCCAAACACCACUUUCUAG